AUGGGGAGUGAGGAUAUGCAUGAGGAGAAGAUCUUACCACUCCUCUCCCCUACCCUCAUUAUCCUUGAGCUCUAUGGCGGCUACUAUACUUCGAAGUUUCUGGAUGAGAUCCAGAUACGCUCGCCUGGUCUCAAGUUCUUCUUGGUGGACAAUUCCCUGGAGGACAGUAUCACGGCGGAUGCAGUCAUGAAUUUCCUGGAUCAUAUGCCUUCUAUUGUUCAUCUCGAGUUACUGCUGGGCUGGCCUUUUCUGCGAAACAAGACCUUUCUAAGGCAUAUGAUGCUUAAUCCACGGCUUGAGGUACUCGUUCUUGGCAAUAAGAAUGAAAUAUCCCACACCAUGUGCAGAGAAGCUCUGAUCGAAUGCGGUGAUAACCCGAUAUUUCCAGCAUUGCGGUACCUCGGCGUUUAUAUUGAGGACAAGGCUUUGCGGCCUUUGCUUCCCUUCCUCAGCAAUGUGCAAGGUUUACGACUCGAUGUCAGCGAUUGCGGACCCAUACAGACGCAGAAGCCGUAUAUAAUGGGCUUGCUUUCCGCAUGCCCACAUCUCGAAGACCUUGAAUUUGGGACUCGCCAUUCCAGUACUAUCUCCUCGGCAGCCUUUUUGGAACUCGCGUCCGGUUGCCCACUGCUCCGAAGGCUAGAGAUCGGAGACACAUGCGACUGUGAACCUGAUUUCAAUGAUGCUUUGAUCGAGAAACUUUCCUCCCGAUGGAAAAACCUAGCCGUUCUCUCUCUCCCUUUCCAGGCAACGCUGACCCGCAGGUCCCUGGCCCAUUUGGCACGUAACUGCCCUGGGCUCAUCGAGCUGCGGGUUAUGGAUGACGUUCUGGAAAUGGAAGAGAAGGAGCCGGUUGAUAUGGUACCUGUACCAAACUUGAAGAUUCUUGAAAUGGGGCAAUUGAACCUCAACUUGAACUCCGAGUCCGAAGCAGCAACAGCGUCCAAGAAUACCAUUGCGGUGCUGGAUAAGUGGUUUCCCGCUUUGCAAUCGUUCUUUCACAACUAUCCUACUAUCAGUAGAAAGUACCAUAUGUUCAAUCGUCUGGUCGCAGAGCAUUUGAUGCAGACCAGACCCAUCCAGCCUUUGCCACCUGCAUAUCCAGCUACGUCUGUAGCGCAUGAGCUGCACCGAAAACUCCUUGCGCCUAAUUCUGCUGGCAGGUUUAGCUCUGCUUUUUGA
This is a messenger RNA of Penicillium chermesinum, 1182 nucleotides long. RefSeq lists its product as uncharacterized. The record is from RefSeq and is a predicted model, not a curated record. Bases 1 to 1182 code for a protein of 393 amino acids. The transcript has 2 exons. Lineage: Eukaryota; Fungi; Ascomycota; Eurotiomycetes; Eurotiales; Aspergillaceae.